AUGGCGACAGCCCCCGCUGCCAAUUCCACACAGCACCAGGGGCCCAAGCUCCCUCCUCAUAGUGGAGAUGUAGAUGAGGAGCUAGGAAGAAUUCGUUUAGCUUUGGCAGCGGUCUUUUCUCCUUCUAAUUCCGGAAAUGGCUCGGAACAAUGGUGGGCCCAACGACAACUUGCCGAUCAGUAUUUGACUUCGUUCCAAGCCACUUCAGUUUCCUGGAUGGUUUGUGAUCGUCUGUUACAAGGAGAUAUUUCCGACGUCGUUGCCCAAGACGCCCUGCCAUCCCUACGGGAUUCCUUAUUGGCACAUCUGAAUCGAUACGCCGCAGACGGAUCUGAAGGGCCUUUAUCGACCCGCUUAGCUAUGUGCAUUUCGGCGCUUGCUGUACAGAUGCAGUGGACUACCGUUGUUUCGGACUUGCUCGCGACACCUCAGAAUGUGCAUGUUGUCAUGUUGAUACUCCGGGCGUUGCCGGAAGAGUGUGCGUCAGAUCGACUCGUGCUAGCCGACGAUGCCUAUCGCUUCAAAAUGCGUGAUCAUUUGGUAUCCUUUGCACCCAACGUGUUGCAAUUUCUGCAUGCGCACGUUACGGACGCCUCACGAGUGCUCAAGGUACUGCACCUUUGGAUUCGAUACGUCCCGGUGCAUCCCCAGACCUUGGUGGAAUCGCCUUUGUUGAAUGCCGCCGUCCAGGCUUCACUGCCCCUGGACGAAGCCUUGCAAUCGGACGAUGAAGACGUAUUGCGUGCCUAUUGUCGAGUUGUGACGGAAAUGGGAGAGUCCUACAUGAGUUUAAUUCUGUCGCCGCAAUACCUGGAAGCGUCGCAACUCGUAUCCUGGGUACUAAAAUGCUCGGGGAUGGCGAAUCAAGAGAUUGCUUCGAUUACGUUGCACUUCUGGUACCGAUUGGUCAUGGACCUUGAGAGUGUCGACCCAUACGAUUGGCGGCAAGAAUUGAUCGAUGCGUAUACCCCUCAUUUGCUUCAGCUUAUCGAUGUUUGCAUCAAAUCGUUGAUGCGGUAUCCAGCCGAUAUGGAUACAAUCCCAGAAGAUCUGCUUGACGAGCUUACUCGGCAUCGCUUUUAUGUCGCCGAGACAGUAGAAGACUGCUGUAGAUUAUUGGGGGGGCAGAAUGUGUUGCAGCGGAUAGGAAAUCUCCUGCAACAAGAGAUUCAUGCCGCCUCAGGCAACCAGGUGUGGCAAGGUCUUGAAUCUUGCUUGGCGUGCAUCGGUGCCAUUCACCGAUUUGUUCCGAGUGAUGAAGCCGAACUCUUGCCUCUGACCUUUCAGCUUGUUCCGCAACUACCAACGGAAAUCCGGCCACUUCGAUACACGGCCAGUAAGACGAUUGGAAAGUUUGCCUCCUGGUUGGCUUUUCAUCCUCACUUGUUACAACCACUGAUGCCAUAUUUGGCGCAAGGACUAUCCGUUCCCGAAUGCGCGCCUGCUGCUGCCGUUGCUAUUAAGGAACUCUGUGAAUGUUCCAACCAGUCGUUUGCGAUUGCUGAACCCGUCAUGGAGCUAUUCCAAGGUCUUACACCGGGAACUCUAGAAGUCGAGGACGAGUUACAAAUUCUGGAAGGCGUUUGCCGCGCUCUAUCAAGGCAAAUGCAAGACGCUCGUGGACGUGGAAACGAUACACAGGCCGCCUUGACUCGUUUGGCACAGCCUAUCGGUACGAGAUUGGCAGCGAGCGUCUCCGAACCCAAUUCUUCGCCGCGCCGAAUCAUCCCGGAAAUAGAGCGAUUGACUGUGCUUGUUCGGUAUUUAGUUAUACUUUACGAUGGCAAUGCAACUACAGGAUUGCACCCGAUGUUGGAGCUAACGACGUCGAUUUGGUCGUUUCUCGACGCUGCCGUCAUUCGAUUUCCAGGUGACAUUGUGUUAGCGGAAAAGAUUUGUCGACUGCACAAACACUCACUCCGAAGUUGUGGUGCACAAGCCUACAGUCCUAUGCUGGAUCGUUUGAUGACACAGCUUGUUCAAAGUUUUGAGCGAUCACACCAGUCUCCGUUUCUAUAUGCAGCGAGCAUUUGCAUUGCCGAGUAUGGAUCCGACUCCACCUACUCGAAUAGGCUACUUGGUAUGGUGUCGGCAAUGGCAACGACUUGCUUCUCAUUCCUUCGAAACGUUGACGAGCUGACUGCUCAUCCAGAUGUUGUCGAGGAGCUUUUCUAUAUGAUGGGUCGUAUGAUGAGCAACUGCCCUGAUCCGCUGGUGCAAAGUCCCCUGCUUCGAUCCCUGCUACAAUGCGCUGCGGUGGGUAUGCAGUUGGACCACCACGGAGCCAAUAAAGGAACACUCAAAUUUUUGGAGAAUACCAUAUCGUACGGUUUGUCCUUGCGAGAACAGAAGAAACCAGCGUGCCAAGCACCACUUGAGGAGGCACUUUCGCAGGAAGGUCAGGCCAUUGUAGUAAAUUUAAUGAAAGCCAUGAUGGGCGAUCUCCCGGAGUAUGGCAACAGUCAGAUUCCUGAAAUUUUGUGGAAGCUCAAUCUGCUGUGUCCUGGGCUUUUAACUCAGUGGCUUCAUUCGGCGUUUGCUGGGACGCUGACGCUCCCGGAGGGAGCAAAGAACGAUUUUAUUGCGGCCUUGGAUACCGGCUUGGCUCGUGACGAGUUUAGUAUGGCGGUGCGGGCGUUUCAAACCGCGUGCGAGCGACAGCGACGGCUGCGAAAAGGACCGCGGCGCAACUGA
Messenger RNA from Phaeodactylum tricornutum CCAP 1055/1, 2694 nucleotides. RefSeq lists its product with no specific name. Gene Ontology annotation, cellular component: cytoplasm; nuclear membrane. The record is from RefSeq and is a predicted model, not a curated record. Lineage: Eukaryota; Bacillariophyta; Bacillariophyceae; Surirellales; Neidiaceae. Gene Ontology annotation, biological process: protein import into nucleus. Bases 1 to 2694 code for a protein of 897 amino acids. The transcript has 3 exons.